UCGGCCGCGUCGCCGCGCGCCGAGGGGAAUCUGCGGCGGCCGUUGGCCGUUGGCGCGGCUUGGGCGGUUGUCUUGGAGAAGCAAGAUGGCGGCGACGGCGGCCGCGGUGGUGCCGGAGGAGGACACGGAGCUGCGAGACCUGCUGGUGCAGACGCUGGAGAACAGCGGGGUCCUGAACCGAAUCAAGGCCGAACUCCGAGCAGCUGUAUUUUUAGCACUGGAAGAGCAAGAAAAAGUAGAGAACAAAACUCCUCUAGUCAAUGAGAGCCUGAGAAAGUUUUUGAACACGAAAGAUGGCCGGCUGGUGGCCAGUCUGGUUGCCGAGUUUCUUCAGUUUUUCAAUCUUGACUUCACCUUGGCCGUUUUUCAGCCUGAAACUAGCACGUUUCAAGGUCUUGAAGGUCGAGAGAAUUUAGCACGGGAUCUAGGUAUUAUUGAAGCAGAAGGUACUGUGGGUGGACCUUUGUUACUAGAAGUGAUCAGACGCUGUCAACAGAAAGAGAAAGGAUCAGCCAACGGGGAGGGUGCCCUGGAUCUCUCUGACGUGCAUUCUCCACCAAGGUCACCGGAAGGCAGGACGAGCACCCACAGCGGCCCCAGCAAGAUACCAAGGUAUACAGGACAAGGUAAGAAGAAGACAAGCAGGCGGAAGUCUGGUGCCAAGAAGGCCAACAAUGAGGCCAGUCAGAGUGACACGAGUGUCUCUUCCUCAGAACCAAAGAGCAAAAGCAGCCUCCACUUGCUGACCCACGAAACAAAAAUUGGCUCUUUCCUAAGUAACAAAAGUCUAGAUGUCAAAGACAAAGCUGGUCUUUGUCCAGAUGAAGAGGAUAUGGAAGGGGACUCUUUCUUUGAUGAUCCCAUUCCUAAACCAGAAAAAACUUAUGGUUGGAGAAACGAGCCCAGCAAGCCCGCUGGCAGCCUUGCCUCGCUCUCCGACGCGCCCCCCCUGAGCUGCGGACGCAGCUCCCUGACAGCCGCCCCCUCCAGGAAGGACUCCGAAAGUAAAAGAGGAAACCCGGUUUUGAAAGAUCUGAAGUUGGUCAGUGAUAAAGUUGGAUCACUUGGAUUAGGGACUGGAGAAGAAGAUGAUUAUGUUGAUGAUUUUAACAGUACCAGCCAUCGCUCAGAAAAAAGUGAGCUAAGUAUUGGUGAAGAGAUCGAAGAAGAUCUUUCUGUGGAGAUCGAUGACAUCAACACCAGCGAUAAACUUGAUGACCUGACUCAGGACCUGACCGUGUCCCAGCUCAGUGAUGUGGCGGAUUAUCUGGAAGACGUUGCAUGACGUGAAAGAAGGAAGUAUUCUAAUCAACAGAGGACAGAGGACUCUGAUCACUUCCAUUUUCUUUUCCCCCCAGACAAUCACUCUUUGCUAGAAUGUCUGCUUCCUAUUGGUGCCUUGUGUUUCAAAAAGACUGCAGAUGUUUUUAAAAAUUGACUUUGCAUUAUACUAAACAAAAUGCUUCCUACUUGAGUCCACAUGUGGAAGAUAGAAUAUUCUCAAUUUGGUUUGCUACACAUUUCUCUGUGGAAGUUGAUUAUCUAUGACUGAGAUUCCUUACAGGGAGUGAACCCGUUAAAAUAUGAGUACUAAGAGCAUCCUGCAAGGUGUGAAUAAAGCUGUAGGUUCACACAGCUGUGUGUGUGUGUGUGUGUGUGUGUGUGUGUGUGUGUGUGUGGCUUUAGCCAUCUAGAAUCAGAGUGUGUCUGAUGUUAGCUGGUUCUCCAGAUGGUGGGCAGAAUGACCUGGUAAGUUCGUAGCACUGAAGCCUGUUACUUUAAGUUAAAUCUGAUGUGUCCGCUUUAUCGUAUAUUCCCUUCCGCCUGGAAGUGUUCUUAGGCCAGGAAGCUUGUGUUAAAACACUUGUGUGUGUGCUGCCUAGUUGUGCUCACUUUGAAGACAUCUAGAGGUUGCUCUUUUAACUCCCGGAGUUGUCACCAACAGCGCUGGUUGUCACUGCCCCUGUCUUGACGAGGAGCUUCAGUCACAGGCUGUCUUCUUUAUAGUUAGUUAUUGUUUGUGAAGAUAUCUGCAAGCAUGCGGAAUAGCAGGAUGCGUCUGAAGCCGUUAAGCAGGGCUUUUAGUUCAGCCGUGUAGGCUGAUGGCAUUAAUCCAGGUCGGGCUGGGACAGCGGUCACCGCCUAACAACACGUCCAGACUGACAGCCUUUAUCCACGUAUCGGUGCCCCGCGGGCCUCUGCACACAGGGCCGGGGCUGGGUGGGGGGCGGCGCCCCUGGCCCCGGCCCCACACCUGCCGAGCUGCUGUCCGCUGGUCACCGAGGUCUCCGUACUGAACAGCCGAGAGGGAGGCCUACACGUCCCUGUGAAUGUGAGUGACACUGUGAUUGUGUUACAGUCUGUACUUUUUUAUUUGAAUUAAAUUAUGUUUUUUAUUAAAAGUCACCUUUAUUAAUAAAGAGUCACCUAGACCUAC
Messenger RNA from Hyaena hyaena (striped hyena), 2437 nucleotides. It is a transcript of the gene CEP43, whose product is annotated as centrosomal protein 43. The transcript is spliced from 13 exons. Gene Ontology annotation, biological process: microtubule anchoring. Bases 86 to 1285 code for a protein of 399 amino acids. Gene Ontology annotation, molecular function: protein binding. Gene Ontology annotation, cellular component: centrosome. The record is from RefSeq and is a predicted model, not a curated record. Lineage: Eukaryota; Metazoa; Chordata; Mammalia; Carnivora; Hyaenidae.